Molecule: messenger RNA, 3817 nt
Organism: Paramormyrops kingsleyae
Lineage: Eukaryota; Metazoa; Chordata; Actinopteri; Osteoglossiformes; Mormyridae
Product: long-chain-fatty-acid--CoA ligase ACSBG2-like
Cellular component (GO): endoplasmic reticulum; membrane
Molecular function (GO): long-chain fatty acid-CoA ligase activity
Source: RefSeq, a predicted model, not a curated record
ACGAAAAAUAUGCUCAAGAAUACCACCGGGUCCUUACUGUACAGAACGUUAAUUUUAAGUUAUCGACGAAAUAUUUUUUUUUAGUUUCCAGCAGGCCCACGGAAAUCAACACAUUGCGGCGCUACUGACCCGCUUCCGCAGUUACGACACAAGGAAGAUCAAGCAAUUAACACGUGAGCAUCGCGGAGUCGCGCCAUAGGGACGGAAUAACGUUCAAUAUUGCGCCAAUAGUUUUCUCCCGGAUUUAUUCAGUAAGCAUCGCAUUACUUUACAGCAUUAGUGACAGACUGUGACCUCCCUGCCAUGUCCGCGACAGCCGUGAUGGACCCUUCCGGGCACGUAGGACACAUAUCACACCGUACUGAUGAGGCCUCCGUGGAUAUUGUUGCCGUGGAUACCGUCGGCAGUGAGUCAUCGGAAGACGAUUCGGUGGGCGAGAGGGAUGAGGGUGCGACGACUCCGGACGAGCCCAGCGUGACCCUCGACAGCGCGCCGGAAGUCCAGUCUCAGAAAACUGAGGCUCCACGACACUCCUCGCCCACUGUGGUGCCCCCCGUCUUGUCUCUGUGGACCUCUCAAUGUGAUGGGGAGGUCAAGCUGAGGAUGUCUGCGACAGGCUUGGCGUCUGAGCAGCCCGUGACGGUGUCGCAGCUCCUCGGCCGCGCCGUACAGCGCUACGGGGACCAGGCAGCCCUGGCCUGGAAGGAGGGAGAGCAGUGGAGCAAGAUGUCCUAUCGGGAAUACCACCAGCAGUGCAGGACCAUCGCCAAGAGCUUCCUCAAGCUGGGUCUGGAGCGUUGGCAUGGUGUGGGUAUCCUGGGCUUCAACUCCGCUGAAUGGUUCAUCGCCAACAUUGCUGCCAUCUUGGCUGGGGGCCUGGCGGUGGGCAUCUACACCACCAACUCACCAGAGGCCUGUCAGUACGUGGCAGAGAACUGCAGGGCCAACAUCAUCGUGGUGGAGAACCACAAGCAGCUGCAGAAGGUCCUGCAGGUACAAGACAAGCUCCCCCAUUUAAAAGCCAUAAUCCAGUACAGAGACACGCUGAAGGAGAAGCGGCCGAAUCUAUUCACGUGGGCGGAGCUUGUGGAGAUGGGUCGUAAUGAACCCGACAACCGAUUGGAUGAGAUAAUCGCCAGUCAGAAGCCCAGCCAAUGCUGCAGCUUGAUCUACACCUCUGGCACUACUGGCCAGCCCAAGGGCGUGAUGCUCAGUCACGACAACAUCACCUGGACGGCCCUAAUCGCAGCAGAAACAGUGCGUCUCAAUGACGGCACCGUCAGCCAGGAGGAGAUAGUGAGCUAUCUGCCUCUCAGCCACAUAGCUGCACAGAUGAUUGACAUCUGGCUAACCAUGAGGAUCGGGGGCGUGGCCUAUUUUGCUCAGCCCGACGCCCUGAAGGGCUCGCUGGUGGUCACGCUGCGGGAGGUUCGGCCCACGGCCUUCAUGGGUGUGCCACGUGUCUGGGAGAAGAUGCAGGAGAACAUGAAAUCGGUUGCCGCCAAGUCGUCCACCGUGCGGCGCAGAGUCGCCGUCUGGGCCAAGGGGGUGGGUCUGCAGACCAACCUGGGCAGGAUGCAGAGCAACGGCUCCGUCUCCGGGAGGCCCCUGAACUACCUGCUCGCCCGGCAGCUGGUCUUCCGGAAGGUCCGCAAGGCCCUGGGUUUGGACCGCUGCACCCGGUGCUAUACAGGUGCGGCCCCCAUCGCCAGGGACACGCUGGAGUUCUUCCUCAGCCUGGACAUCCCCGUGUACGAGCUGUACGGCAUGAGCGAGUGCUCGGGCCCCCACACCAUCUCCCUGCCCGACGCCUUCCGACUCACCAGCUGCGGGAAGGUGAUCAAGGGCUGCGAGACGAAGAUCAUGACCCCGGACAGCGAGGGGAGCGGCGAGAUCUGCUUCUGGGGCCGCCACAUCUUCAUGGGCUACCUCAACAUGCCCGAGAAGAUGGGGGAGGCGCUGGACGCGGAGGGCUGGCUGCGCUCUGGGGACCUGGGCAAGCAUGACGCCGAGGGCUUCCUCUACAUCACCGGCCGCAUCAAGGAGCUGAUCAUCACGGCGGGUGGAGAGAACAUCCCCCCAGUGCCCGUCGAGGACGCGGUUAAGGAGGCCAUGCCGCUGAUCAGCAACGCCAUGCUCAUCGGGGACAAGCGCAAGUUCCUCAGCAUGCUGCUGACCAUCAAGUGCCAGAUGAAUAUGGAGACGGGUGCCCCAGAGGACGAGCUGACGCCAGAUGCGCUGGACCUGUGCCAGAAGCUGGGCAGCCCUGCCACGCGGGUGUCCGAGAUCGCAGGCGGGCGGGAUCGAGCCGUCAACGCUGCCAUCCAGGAGGCCAUCAACAGCGCCAACGAGCAUGCCACCUCCAACGCACAGCGCAUUCAGAAGUGGGUCGUCCUGGAGCAUGACUUCUCUAUCCCAGGGGGAGAGCUGGGUCCUACAAUGAAGCUAAAGAGGCCAGAAGUUUUGAAAAUGUACAAGGAGCAGAUCGAGAACUUCUACAAUGAAGUGGUAACAGCCGAAACCCCCCUGGCCCCCAACUAAGAGGGUGUGGCCACAUGCCCCACCUCCAAAUAAGAGGGUGUGGCCACAUGCCCCACCCCAACUAAGAGGGUGUGACCACAUGCCCCGCCCCAAACUAAGAGGGUGUGACCACAUGCCCCGCCCCAAACUAAAAGGGUGUGGCCACAUGCCCUGCCCCCAAAUGUCCCAUCGUCAAAUAGGAGGACUGUGUCACAUGCCCCACCUGCUGUAAGUCCAAACACAGCACCCAGUCUCACACACACACAUGAAAAACCACCAGAGACUCCUACAGAUGUCAGUUUAACUGAUUGUGUAUAUUUGCUGUUAUAAAAAUUUAAUCCAAUGAGGGAGAAAAAUAUAUGUAUAUUUAUUCUUAAGAGAAUUUUUUGUAAUUAUAUAAUGUGGUUUCGAAAGGGGCAUUUUGUACAGUAUAUUACUUUUUAAAAACCAUGAAAAUAAUAUAAAAACUUUUUCCUGUACUAAUUAGUCAUCAGAUAACUGAGUGUUUCGAUUUGGGAUAAACCUACAAUGGGAACAAGAGAAGGGGGAGACAGAUCGUUCUCAGUAGUGCAAUAACGUGUGGUUUCUGCUCAUGGUGAGGGUGGGUAGCUCCGGAAAAUUUACCCACUUCCCCUAAAUUGUACCCUCACAAAAACCAAGGCGGGGAAGCCUGGAAGAAUCUGUCCGUUACGCAUCUGCUGGGAGCCGCACAGUGAUGGGGAAUGUUUCACUCCUCUUCUGCGUGCCUUGCAGUGCAUUAUGGGUCCUCAUUCACACAUCUCUUUUCUGUUUUCGAGGUGAUUAAUGUUUAUCUAACGCAGGAUGAAGCAAAGGUUAAAAUAAUCCCUCAGGGAUAUUUUGCAUGGGUUUUUUUCCUGCACUGCUGUCCUGGGUGAAUCCGAAAUGUGGAAUAAUGUGACGCAGAGUGACGGGGUCUCUGGCUGAGCAAAGGGUAAUGGGCGACGCACCCCCCCCAUCCCCCCCCCCGGGUAUGAGGUCGAAUCCUAACCCAAAGCAUGAAGUCAUACCCCGCAUCUGGGACUGGGCUUUCUCGAUUCCUCUCCUGACUGCCACUUCUUCUGCCAACGCCGUGCUUGGCCUCUGUCACCUUCACGGCCACGAGAGGCCGAUGUGGGACAGAUCGACAUACACGUCCUGUGAAGUGCUGCCAUUCACUUAAGAAUUACUUGAAGGAUUCAUGAGAUGAAGGACUUUUGUUUUUAAAUAUAAAAUGCCUGCAGUCUUGGAUUUCCUACUGCUUUUUAUGCAAUAAACAUAGAGCCAUUUUGACAAGAGA